CUGAAGGGCGUGAAAAAGACAACCAGCAUGUUUCCUUUCGUGAAAACAGUCUUUCUAUUGUGGAUAUCUAAUAUUAUAGUAGCCAGUCCUCACGAUGCUGAUACCACAGUUUUCUUCGCCGAGCCUUUAGCAGGCAUUGCAGAAGACGACUUACUUUUUCGAUUCCAAUGUCAGCCUUCUGAAGCAUCCGUCUACCAAUAUCAAGCGUCUAGCGACCUCUGGGGACAAAUAGGAGAAAUAAAAGUUACAGCCAACUUGGUUGUCCGCUGUUUAGGCUACGACGACAAGAGUAAUUACGGUAAGAAAGGCUUGAAGUAUAUAAUUCAUGCGAGUGGAAUAGACGUUGAGAUUCAUCCUGAAGGUCAAAUGCGUGAUGGUCAACAAGAGCCACCUAUUGGCAACAAUACAGAAGGAAACCCACUUGUUCCCUAUGAACUACCAUUCCAGAUUAUUCAGCUGGCUGACGGAGCUAUACCCGAGAUCAGAUUUAUAGAACAGGACAUCGAUGAAAACUCGAGAAACUUCAAGCGCCAUCUAGCAAGUAUCAUUUCAACUAGAAUACAGCAGAUAGAUAGUGAUUUUGAGAGCUCGGUCUUGGGAGAUCACAAUAUUCAUUUUAGUCAAGAAACCUACCAACAAUCCGGAACCCAGCACAAUCUUGUCCACAAAACAUUUCGUGAUGAAGACAUAAUGAAACUAGGUGGUGCUAGAGUUGACUUCAAUGAUGUACAUGACAUUGAUCUUUUAUCGAAUGAAGUGCAGGAUUUUGUUAACGGUCGUCUUUACUCUGCAGGAGGUUUUAUCUCGGUGUCAAUGUUGAGUGAGAACGAUGAUUCAACGACCAGACAACGCAGAAACGUUGACAGUGAGAUGGAUGACUAUUUCUUAGUAAACGCCAAAUACACCCUAAAACUUAUUAAAAGAAUCUCCGUAAACCCGGAUGAAGAAGUUGCCAAAGGCCAAGAAAAACAAAACUUUCAGAGUGCGUCUCUUGUCGCUGAGGUUUCCAGAGAAAGUGCCAUUCAGGAGCAGUUGCAGAAGAUGGAGGGAGAACUUCUUUCUCCUAAAGAAACACUAAAAGAGCUUUUCACAUUGAAAGGAGAAAAGUUCAUCGCUCUAGGAGAAAAAAUUCAGCAAGUUCUUGAAAUGGAGGGACAACUUCCUCGUGCAAUGACGUCAAAAGAAUGGAUCAAAACCGUUCGACAAAUUUUACCUCGAAGGGUUCUACAAUCUUCCUGUCGCAAACAGAUGUCUCCCAAGUGUCUAAUGUAUAUUAAGAUGUUAGUCUUGGCUGGUGGCCCAGCUUCCGAAAAGGUAAUUUUUGACAAGCUGGUGAAAACAAAAACAGAUGAGGACAGCUAUCAACAAAUUGUAACUUUAUUGGGAUUUAUAAAAACACCCUCUGGUAAUUUUAUUAAGAAGCUCUUGGCACAUUACAAAGAAGUGGAGAAUAAUCAACCUGACUUAGCGCCCCCUCUGUUGGAGACUUUAGGAACUGUCGUCUCUAAGUCGGAUGAAACUCAUUUGGUGUCAGCUUUCUUAAAGGUUCUACUUUCUCAAUUAGAGAAGUUUGGGAAAGAAUGCCACAUCACUCAAGAUUUAGCUACCGUAUUUAGAUCCUUGGGAUACCUAGGUCAUUCUGCAAUGAUUAAUGACAUCUUGUCUUUUACUGAGAAAUGUGCUGGACAGCCAUUAAUCUCUUUUAUGACCGCUCAUGUCUUACGUCACGUUUUCCAUGAAAAUCAGGUUCAGCAGUGGCUUCUUCACACGUUUAAAAAUUCAAAAGAUGAAGAAAAGAAAAUUAUUCUGAGGGUAUAUAAUAAACAAAUGAAAACUUUACCAUUGAGUGAUAGUAGAGGCCUGUCUUCAUUGAAACAGAGUUUUAGCGAAUUCGACAGGUACUUGGCAGAUCAUCUAAUGGCGUCUAACAGCCUUACAGAAUACACCAAAGAAGUAUACGAAUGGAUGAGCCUGAAACAGUCUCCUAAAGCUAGUCAAGUCGUCCGUCUUGCUCAACGGAAGUUCAAGUUUCCAAAGAAGAAGGACUCUGGAAGAAGACAAAAGAGGUCAUGGACAUCUAAGAAUUGUGAAAGAUGGACUCCGGGUAAUCGUUAUGAGAUAAUCCAGAACGACUACGAGUUCAUGGAGGACUUGAUCAGGUACAGAAGAAAGGGACACUGUCUUGCCUACAAGCAGGUGGGACCAAGUAAAGUGAACGGACGAUUUUAUGCAGCGUUCUUUGGAGGAAUGAAAGACGAAGACAAAAGUUUACCUGACUACAAAAUGUUCGUAAAGCUAGCAGGGCAAGGUCGAUUUUUCAGCAAAGAAUUCGAAGUAGGAUCUUUAGCGUUCUCGUUGUACAACGGUAACAGUCAUUUCUCUCUCAAGAUCUUCGAACACACCCUGGCAGAUAUUCUGAGACAUGGUUGCCAGGACAACGACAAACUCUACUCGAACCACUUUCACAUUCCCUUACUAAACUUCUACAUCUUGAUCGUGAAACUCAGUGUAGGCAUCAACCUCGACCCAAGACAAGCCAUCAACAUCAACUGUCAAGACAAUUCUUACGUCAUCAAACCUCAAGCCUUUUUGAGGGUAGGGGGAGAAGCAAUGGGAAGAAUGUUGACGGUGAAGGCUGGAAUUAACGUUGGAAUGACUCUGAAUUAUUACCUGAAGUCUGAUAUUGAGCCUGUACCGUCUCUGUGUUACGAUUUUAAACACGGAUUUGAUCCAAUGGAAAUUGGGGUUGAGGCCUGGUACCAACGAUGGGGCUUUCACAGUUUUAUACCAAGCUGGAGCUCUGUGCGUGUGUGGCGCCCUCGCACUGUAACAUGGAAAAUAGGAAGAGGAGCAGAAUACACCUGGAGACCAAAAACGUGUAUUCUUUCACCUGAAGACGUGCCGAAGUACCACUCGAAUGAAACUUUAUCAACUGUUAACUAACCACAUAAAUAACAAGA
Messenger RNA from Limulus polyphemus (Atlantic horseshoe crab), 2960 nucleotides. RefSeq lists its product as uncharacterized. NCBI's taxonomy places the organism in Eukaryota, Metazoa, Arthropoda, Merostomata, Xiphosura, Limulidae. Bases 28 to 2943 code for a protein of 971 amino acids. Gene Ontology annotation, molecular function: lipid carrier activity. The record is from RefSeq and is a predicted model, not a curated record. The transcript is spliced from 17 exons. Gene Ontology annotation, biological process: lipid transport.